CCUCUCCCGGCAUCCCCAGUGUCCGCCAUGGCCAAAGCCUACGACCACCUCUUCAAGUUGCUGCUGAUCGGGGACUCGGGGGUGGGCAAGACUUGUCUGACCAUUCGCUUUGCAGAGGACAACUUCAACAACACUUACAUCUCCACCAUUGGAAGUGAUUUCAAGAUCCACACUGUGGAUAUAGAGGGCAAAAAGAUCAAACUGCAAGUCUGGGACACAGCUGGCCAAGAGCGAUUCAAGACGAUAACUACUGCCUAUUACCGUGGAGCCAUGGGGAUUAUCAUAGUAUAUGACAUCACAGAUGAGAAAUCCUUCGAGAAUAUUCAGAACUGGAUGAAGACAAUCAAAGAGAAUGCCUCGGCUGGUGUAGAGCGCCUCUUACUGGGGAACAAGUGUGACAUGGAGGCCAAGAGGAAGGUGCAGAAGGAGCAGGCUGAUAAGUCGGCUCGGGAGCAUGGAAUCCGAUUUUUCGAGGCAAGUGCCAAAUCCAGUGUGAAUGUAGAUGAGGCUUUCAGUUCCCUGGCCCGGGACAUCUUGCUCAAGUCAGGAGGCCGGAGAUCGGGAAACAACAAGAAGACCCCCAGCACUGACCUGAAAACUUGUGAAAAGAAGAACACCAGCAAGUGCUCCCUGGUCUGAGGACUCCUUUCUGCCCCCGCACCCUGAGCCUGAAGGCUGAACCUGAGGGAGGCAGGGCUGAGCGGCUGGGCAGGCGAGAAGAAGUGGGGCUUGGAGGGAUAAAGAUGGGUAGAUGGUGGAAGAGUAAGGAGAAUAUGGAGAAGAAAAAAAAGGAAGGAGAGAGUGGGGAAGU
Molecule: messenger RNA, 811 nt
Organism: Hippopotamus amphibius kiboko
Lineage: Eukaryota; Metazoa; Chordata; Mammalia; Artiodactyla; Hippopotamidae
Product: ras-related protein Rab-13-like
Exons: 1
Coding region: 28-639 (203 amino acids)
Biological process (GO): protein secretion; protein localization to plasma membrane; regulation of exocytosis
Cellular component (GO): trans-Golgi network transport vesicle; synaptic vesicle; plasma membrane
Molecular function (GO): GTPase activity; GTP binding
Source: RefSeq, a predicted model, not a curated record